Messenger RNA from Thlaspi arvense, 1044 nucleotides. The record is from the annotation of a GenBank genome assembly. Lineage: Eukaryota; Viridiplantae; Streptophyta; Magnoliopsida; Brassicales; Brassicaceae.
AUGGAGGAAGAACUCAGGAGUUUGAUCAAAGUAUGGAUUUAUGCAAUUAUCUCAAUAUUUUAUUGUUACCACUUACUACCCAAAAUCAAAUCUGGUGUUCCUCGAUUAAUCUCUGUUCUCCCCGUUCUUGCUCUGUUUCUUGUUCUUCCUCUGUUUUUCUCCUCCGUGCAUUUAUCUUUAAUCACAGCGUUUUUCCUCACAUGGCUCGCUAAUUUCAAGCUCAUCCUAUUUUGCUUCGACAAAGGUCCUCUAAUCCCAAUUCCCACAAAUCUUUUCCGGUUUUUCUGCUUCACUUGCCUCCCAAUCAAAGCCCAACAAAACCCUAAAUCUCAAAACCAUUUGCCCAAAUUAGGAUUCGCCAUUAAAGUUGCCAUAUUUGCCGUGUUAUUACAUUUGAUUCGCGACGGAGAUAACCUGUCUCCGACUCUGCUUUUAGCUCUCUAUUUUGCGCACCUUUACUUAGAGAUUGAGAUUAUUUUAACAUUCGUCAAAGUUUUUGUAUUCAUAUUUCUUGGCUGCGACCUCGAGCCACAGUCCAAUAAACCAUACUUAGCCACAUCUCUACAAGAUUUCUGGGGUCGCCGGUGGAAUCUCAUGGUUCCGGCGAUCCUCCGGCCAGCCGUUUACUCCCCAAUGCGGCGAGUCUCCGAACGCAGAAUGAGCUCCGGUUGGGCUCUGUUUCCGGGGAUUUUAGCGGCCUUCGUCGUCUCCGGAUUGGUUCACGAAUUGCUCUUCGUCUAUUUAACUCGUGAGACGCCAACAUGGGAAGUUACUCUGUUCUUCGUGCUGCAAGGCGUUUGCACUGCGGCGGAAUUGGCCGUGAAGAAGAAGACGAAGGUGAUGCAGCGGUGGCAGUUGAAUCCGGCGGUGUCGCGGCUGCUCACGGUGGGGUUUGUGUUUGUGACCGGUGGUUGGUUGUUUGCACCUCAGCUUGUAAGGAGCGGCGUGCUUGAGAGAUACACAUAUGAAGCUUUGCUGAUUGUUGAUUUCGUUAAGAAGAAGUUAUUUAUUUUGUUGGGGAUACAUAUGACGAGUGUUAAAUAA